Molecule: messenger RNA, 1431 nt
Organism: Puccinia graminis f. sp. tritici CRL 75-36-700-3
Lineage: Eukaryota; Fungi; Basidiomycota; Pucciniomycetes; Pucciniales; Pucciniaceae
Exons: 2
Coding region: 234-1352 (372 amino acids)
Source: RefSeq, a predicted model, not a curated record
CUUGCAACAAAUACCGCGGUGGGGUUUUUUUUUCCUCUGACCUUCUCCGAGUUUUUUUGUCAUCAUUCACUUCACAAGUCUUAUUAAUAGCUCCACUCCACCCAGUUUCCUCCAGUACAUACUUUAGUCGACCCCACGAAUCGCCUUUUUCCUCCCAUCACUAUUCCCCUCCAACCCCAACCACAACAAAUCCAAGCCCCCGCGUCCGGAUAAGAAGUCCAGACCUUGGAGAUAUGGACAUCUCGAGUACCCCAGCUAGCACAUUUGUGAGACGAUACAGCCUGCCUUAUACUGCGGCCCAAGACGAGCGACUGGUGCUCUGUUGGAUCGAGGUUUCUAAGCUCUUUCGAUCUAAACCUGGGCCCAACAAUCAGGACGAUUUCUGGGCUACUCUUACUGUUGUCUACAGUCAUGCCAACAUGCUCAGCGGCGGCAAAGACACAAUCAGUCUUCGGACCAGAUGGGAAAAGAUCGAGCAAGACACGCUGAAAUUUUCGCGAUAUUACUACGAGUUGAAGCGACAAGAGGGGGCUGAAACGGAGAAGAGUGUGAUGAAAUCAGCGGCGGCGAGGUUUGUUGAGCUCGACGAGCGUCCAUUCGAGUUCGAGUUCUUGUGGUCAUUCCAUCUGCGAUAUCAACCGAAGUGGAUGGAAGGAGGGAAGGCAGCCGAGGGCCAGAGCGAUGCAGAUGCUGCCGCUGUAGCAGAUGUCCCUGCCACCUCAGGACUGGAGUCGGCCAUCGAUUCCCGACACUCUUCGACGACUGUCUUAUCGCAACAAGACGCGCCGCAUCAUCAAGGCGCCCAUGCUUCUAGUGGAGCAUCCAAUCUUGGAAACAUCGCCGGAGUUCCCUCGAGCGGGAGCCCGUUGACGAGCAGAAAAGAGGCCCCGGCAACCAGCCCGGUCCGAGCUGUGAUGACGGAGAGUCAGAGGAACAAGAAGAUGAAGAAGAUGCCGCCGCCGCCGACGACGAUGUCUAAUGAAGAAAGAAUGCUCGACGCGAUGGCCGGCUGGAACGAGCAAGUUGCCUCGAACAAUGCGCUCGAUCUGACGAGUGCCGAGCAAGAGCGCGAAAGGAUCCGGAUCGAUGCCCGUCGAUUGCGGCUCGAGCAGGACUCCUUCGACCGCUCCAUCAUCGACAAAGAUCUCGCCCUUCUUCCCGACGAGCUUGCCCGUCAAUUCUAUCGGCUCAAAAAGAAAGCCAUCCUCGAAAAACUCAGUCUCGCUCAUACUCCUCAGCCAGCGCCUUCUUCUGCUGCCGUUCCAUCCCCCCCCCACCCGCUGUUGCUAGCUCAUCCCUUAUCAGUCUUUUUUGAUCGCUCGACAGGGGGCUCUCCUUUUUCCUUUUGCUGAGCUUGGACAUGGAUUGGGACUUGAAAAGACCAGACGAAGCGCCGCUGUUUUGCCUUCUGAUUUUUAACUGGUCCUCGCA